GCUACCCCAAGCCGUCCAUCGCUGUCAGCCCUGGCACGGAGGUCUUGGCUGGCCAGACUUGGACGAUCCGGUGCUGGGCUCCGUAUGCGGGAUGAGCUUUGUGCUGUACCGGGCACGGGAGUUCUGGACUGAGCGGGCGCCUCGCGGAGACCCCCCCACGGCCGAGUUCCACCUGGGGAACGCCAGCGCUGCCAACGUGGGGAGAUACACCUGCUACUAUCACACCACCAGCGAGCCCUUCAUCUGGUCCAACUCCAGCAACCCCCUGGAGCUCAGGGUCACAGAUGUUCCCAGCACCCAGGAGCGGUUCGUGGACGUGGGUGGGAAGCUCCGGGUAAAUUGUUCCAUCCCCGAUGCCCCGGGUGGCUGGUUCUUCCUGUACCGAGACGGGGAUCCUGAGCCCCUGGCCUGGAUCGCAGCCAAGGAGGACGAUGGGCCGGCUGGCUUCAAUCUCCCAGAGGAGCAGGCCCUGGGCCCCGGUGGGGUCUUCAGCUGCCGCUACGGGCUGGAGGAACCGGGCACCCGUUUCGACCUGGCUCUCAAUGACACGGAGGUGCGGACCCAAGGCUCGCGUUCUGGGGACAGUGAUUACAGCCAGACCAAUGCGCUGCGCCUGGGCCUGGGGGCCGCCGUCCUGCUGCUGGCGCUGCUCUUUGUAGCCCAGGCCUGCUGGGAGGAGAGACACCUGCAAGGCUGAGGCCAGUGAGUUGGUCCUGGCAUGGGAGGUGGGGACGAGGCCAUGCUGGAGACUCCUGGCUCCCAGCCCCCCUCCCCGCACUCUAACCACUAGCCCCCACUCCCCACCCAGAGCCGGGGAGAGAACCCAGGAGUCCUGACAGGUGCCUGCACCCACCUCCCCAGCACCACCACCUCGAUUUCCCUCUACAGCCCAGCUCCCAGGGGGUAUUUGGGGUGAAGUUGCCCCCUCCCCCCAGUCUGUUUCAUGGUUGGUGCUCUCCUGCAUCUCCCCACGCUCAGGGGGAGGGCUGGCGUUUGGGUGGGUUCCAGGGCGGGAGGAACGGAGCUGAGACCCCAUCUGUCCUGGAAGGGGGGGGCGUCUCAGGGGUGUGGCUAAUGGGGUUCUCUCUCCCCUCACAGGCCGUCAUGGGCCCGCAGGCGACUGGGGGAAGGAAUAGGCCCCCCACACACACUCCAUGGAGCCCCCUCUGCUGGAAUUCACCCCCCACUCCAUCCCCCCCGGUCUAUCCCACCCUCUCCCUUAGAGCCCCCCAGCCCCAGCCUACCAACCACCCUUCCGUCCUGUCCAACCCAGUCCUCUCUGUUCCCCCUCCCCCAUUAGCCCCCCCCAAAUACUGUAAGCUUGCCCCCCAACAUCCUCUCCACCCUGGGCUAUCUCAGCCCGUCCCACCACCUCUCUGCUCUGCCCCCAUCCCAGCCUAUGGCCGCCCCGGAUUUCAGGGUGGGUCCCCCAUCGCCCUGGCAAAGGGAGAGCAGAUGAGUCGGAGUGGGGGGAGCCCUGGGGGAGCUCACCCAGUCCCCGGGGUGGUUGGUCAAGCCCUGCCCCCCAGGUGGGCAGGGGAGGUGCUGGCGGGAGAGGGCUGAGGGAUGGUACCACACGUCGCCCCCCUCUGGAACCGCGAGCGCUGGGCUUCACCGCUGCCCGGCACC
Malaclemys terrapin pileata is the source of this 1629-nucleotide messenger RNA. RefSeq names its product T-cell-interacting, activating receptor on myeloid cells protein 1-like. The record is from RefSeq and is a predicted model, not a curated record. The coding region runs from base 92 to 697 and encodes 201 amino acids. NCBI's taxonomy places the organism in Eukaryota, Metazoa, Chordata, Testudines, Emydidae. The transcript has 3 exons.